Messenger RNA from Acromyrmex echinatior (Panamanian leafcutter ant), 570 nucleotides. RefSeq names its product small ribonucleoprotein particle protein SmD2. The record is from RefSeq and is a predicted model, not a curated record. Gene Ontology annotation, cellular component: small nuclear ribonucleoprotein complex. Gene Ontology annotation, biological process: RNA splicing. NCBI's taxonomy places the organism in Eukaryota, Metazoa, Arthropoda, Insecta, Hymenoptera, Formicidae. Gene Ontology annotation, molecular function: RNA binding.
UCGCUCAUCGCGUCCAGUGUGCAGUAGAUAAAUGCGAUCGUUUCGAAAAAUAGAAGGAAUUAGUAUCUUUUUAUCGUAAAAGAAUUGAUAAUAUUCAGUGCUGUUUAACAAAAAUAUCACAAAAUGUCGUCUCUAACCAAACCAAAAUCUGAGAUGACGCCAGAGGAAUUAGCAAAAAGAGAAGAGGAGGAAUUUAACACAGGACCUCUCUCAGUUUUAACACAAUCAGUGAAGAAUAAUACCCAAGUAUUAAUAAACUGCAGAAACAACAAAAAGUUAUUAGGACGAGUAAAGGCUUUUGAUAGACAUUGUAAUAUGGUUUUAGAAAAUGUAAAAGAGAUGUGGACAGAACUUCCACGUACGGGAAAAGGCAAGAAGAAGGCAAAACCAGUAAAUAAAGACAGAUUUAUUCCAAAAAUGUUUCUACGUGGAGAUUCUGUCAUCUUGGUUCUGAGAAAUCCACUGGCAACUGCAGCAGGAAAGUAAUAAUCUAAGAAUCAUUUUAAUUUUAUGAAUUUAAUAUUGCUAAGACUAAUAAUAUAAUAAAGGAAAUAAAUUUUUUUGAUAUGA